Molecule: messenger RNA, 6657 nt
Organism: Petromyzon marinus (sea lamprey)
Lineage: Eukaryota; Metazoa; Chordata; Hyperoartia; Petromyzontiformes; Petromyzontidae
Gene: ANKFY1
Product: ankyrin repeat and FYVE domain containing 1
Molecular function (GO): protein binding; metal ion binding
Source: RefSeq, a predicted model, not a curated record
CCAAGUCUCGCGCGACCUCGUGACUCUCGCGAGACUUCGCGAGGCCUCCAACAUGGCGGCGGCUGCGGCGGACGGGGAAGAUGUGGCCAAGCUGCAGAAGCACCUGGCGCUUCUGCGGCAGGAGUACGUGAAACUACAGCAGAAGCUAACGGAAACGGAACGCAGGUGCGCUCACCUGGCGGCCGCGUCGGGCCAGGACGAACGCGCCGACGACUUCAUCUCACGGCUGCUCGCGUUCGUCGCAGACCUCUACCGCAGCGAGCUCUACAGUGACCUGCAGGUGAAGCUCAAAGAGCAGGCAAUGCCAGGACACAAGUUCGUCUUCGCAGCACGCAGCGACCUGUGGAGCAUGAGCAGCAUGGCCUCCUCCGACACGCUCGACCUGUCGGGCAUCGACGAGGAGGUUGCAGUGGCAAUGCUGCGGUGGGUGUACACGGAGGACGUGGAUACAGCUGGCAAGGGAGAGGCCUUCCUCACCGAGCUCAUGAAGCUAGGCAGUCAAUACAAGCUGACGCCAUUGCGAGAGCGGUCUGAGAAAGCCAUCAUGUCCUCGGUGACGGUGAGGAACUGCAUCCGCUACUACCAGACGGCCGAGGAGCUGGGUGCCACUUCCCUGCUUAACUACUGCGCGGAGAUCAUUGCCAGCCACUGGGAUGACCUGCGAGCAGAGGAUUUCAGCAGCAUAACAGCCCCACUCCUCUACAAGAUGUUCAAGUCGAAGACUGACUUCCCGCUGCACCAGGCCAUCAAGGCCGAGCGUGAGGACGUCGUGUUUCUCUACCUCAUCGAGUACGACUCACAGCUCCCGGACAAGCUGGAUGAGGCUGACCUGGCGGGCAAGCUACCGCUGGAGUUGGCGCUGGAGCGGCGGCUGGAGAGCAUUGCCACGACGCUCGUGACACACCGCGCCGACGUGGAGCGACCCAACAGCGAGGGCUGCACACUGCUGCACCGUGCCAUCACACGCGGCGACGAGUUCUCGGCAGCGUUCCUGAUCCGGCACGGGGCGUUUGCCAACGCGGCGACAGUGCUGGGCCAGGAGACGCCUUUGCACCUGGUGUCCUCGCGCUCUGCUCACGAAGCUAGCGGCCCCGGCACCGUGCUCAUCGCUAACGCUCUCCUAGAGGCCGGCGCCAACCCCAACACCCAGGAUUCCUCUGGCCGGACGCCUCUACACAGAGCGAUCGUGGCUGAGAAUGAAGCUGUCUUCAGCCUCCUGCUGCAGUGCAAGCAGAUCGACCUGGAGCUGCGUAACCGUGACGGGGACACGGCACUGUGGCUGGCGCUGCGAUGCCCCGUGGCCGAGGAGCCAGGCUGGCCGGAGGGGCAGGCCGGGCAGCACGUCCUCAACGGCGAUGCCUUCUCGUCCCAGUGCUUGGCUGCCCGGCUCAUUGCUAGGGGCAGCAACGCCGAUGCGUCUGACAUCAAAACCGGUAAUAGCCUGCUGCAGCGGGCAGCAGCAGCAGGCAGCGAGUCAGCCACGCUUUUCCUGGUGGCUCAUGGAGCCUCCAUCAACCACACCAACUCCAGGGGGGAAACGCCGCUCCACACGGCAUGCCACUUCGGCCUGGCGCAGCUCACAGCCGAACUGCUGCACCGCGGCGCCAACCCCAACGCUCAAACCGGGCCCGCAUAUGCACCGAGUCAGAGUCAGACACCAAGCCUGAUGCCGGUGAUGGACAGGGAGUGCGGGCAAGCAGAAGGGGAGACUUUGAGCGAUGCUGCCGCGGUUAAGGGUCCGGGGUCAGAUGACGAGAUGCACGCGCAGACGCCGCUUCACCUCGCGAUUUACCACAACCACCCAGAGGUGGUGGCAGUCUUCCUGGAGCAAAAAGCAAAUGCGCUGAAUGGUGUAAACAACUUGCAGAUCAUCCCGGACUUUAGCCUGAAGGACUCGAAGGAGCAGACUGUGCUGGGAUUAGCCCUGUGGACCGGAAUGCACAAGAUCGCGGCCCAGCUGCUUGGCUCAGGAGCGGCGAUCAACGAGCGCUCGUCGGACGGGCAGACCCUGCUCCACGCCGCCAUCCUCAAGCGCAACAGCGACGGCGCUCUCUUUCUGCUGGAGCACAACGCCGACAUCAACAUUCGCACGGCGGAGGGGCAGACGCCGCUACAGCUCGCCAUACGCCAGCAGCUGCCCCUGGUGGUGGACGCUCUGUGCACGCGCGGCGCCGACAUGACCGUGCGCGACCCCGCCGGGGACCCCCCGCUCUGGGUGGCGCUGCAGGGGGGCAACGACGACAUCGCUUCCACCCUGGUGCGACACGGCUGUGAUUCCACCUGCUGGGGCCCUGGGCCAGGAGGCUGCCAGCAGACCCUGCUGCACCGCGCCAUUGACGAAAACAAUGAGAAGAUCGCCUGCUUCCUGAUCCGCAGUGAUUGUGAUCGAGACGGCCCAAGGCGACCGGGCCUCAAGGGCGAAGGUCAAGAGGAGGCACGUGACGGGCAGACUCCGCUGCACCUGGCGGCCACGUGGGGCCUGGAGGAGGUGGUUCAGUGUCUACUGGAGUACAGAGCAAAUGUGAACAUGCAGGAUGCUGAGGGCCGCACACCCUUGCACAUCGCCAUCAGCAACCAACACGAUGUCAUCAUCGCAUUGCUGCUGUCCCACCCUGAGCUGCGGCUGGGUGCUCGUGACCGCCAAGGUCAGACGCCAUUUGCCUGCGCCAUGACGUACAAGAACAAUCGUGCUGCAGACGCCAUCCUCAAGCGCGAGCCCACCGCUGCUGAGCAGGUCGACAACAAGGGACGCAACUUCCUGCACGUGGCGGUGCAAAACUCGGACAUCGAGAGCGUCCUGUUCCUCAUCAGCGUGAGCGCCAACGUGAACUCGCGCGUGCAGGAUUCCACGGGCCUCACGCCGCUGCACCUCGCAACACAGGGCGGCUCCGAGAUCAUCGUGCGCAACUUGCUGCUGGCGGGAGCGAACGUACGCGAGCUGACCAAGAACCGGCAGACGGCGCUUCACUUGGCAGCGCAGCUGGACCUGCCGUCCAUCUGCUCUGUGCUGAUUGAGAACAGCACCGACUUUAGCGCCUGCGACGACAACGGCAACAACGCGCUGCACCUCGCUGUCAUGCACGGCCGCCUCAACGUGGUCCGCGUCCUCCUCACUGAGUCCAGCAUCGACGCUGAAGCCUUCAACUUGCGAGGCCAGAGCCCCAUGCACGUGCUGGGCCAGUACGGCAAGGAGAAUGCGGCUGCCAUUUUCGAGCUCUUUCUCGAGUGCAUGCCGGAGUAUCCACUGGACAAGCCGGACAUUGAGGGCCACACGGUUCUGCUGUUGGCGUACAUGAAGGGCAACGGGAACCUUUGCCGCGCCGUGGUGCGGGCGGGCGCGCGCCUCGGCCUUACGAACUCGCAGGGAGUAAACAUCUUCAACUACCAGGUCGCCACCAAGCAGCUUCUCUUCCGUCUACUCGACAUGCUGUCCAAGGAGCCUCCAUGGUGCGAUGGUUCUAACUGCUACGAGUGUGCGGCCAAGUUUGGAGUGACUACGCGCAAGCACCACUGCCGGCAUUGCGGCCGACUUCUGUGCAACCGCUGCUCGGCCAAAGAAAUUCCCAUCAUUAAAUUCGACCUCAACAAGCCUGUGCGCGUUUGCGACAUCUGCUUUGACGUGCUGACGCUUGGUGGCGUCUCCUAGCAAAGCCCCUCUUCCAAUAACCACUGUUCUCCACAGCAUUACCCCCACUCCGCCAAACCUCCUGCCCAACCCCUCUCCCUUGCCAACAACACUUCUUCCAUUCCAGCUGUCCCCUAACCUUGCUUACUAUUGUAAGAGCCAUACUAGUGGGUGUCUGUGUGCCACCAGCAUCCCGCCACACUGCCCGCUGCUUAAAGCUGCUAGUCGCUAGUAUGCUGCGGCAUGUGCCUGGGCACACAGUGAUGUAUAGUGCAGACUUUUUUCAGCCAGGAUGUUGACAGCCUGUGCAAUCGUCCCAUGCUCAGGCCUCCUCUCUAACACCGUCUUCAGCCUCAUUGUCUCUGUAAAGAGAGAGACCAGUGUUUGUAAUUAUGUUUUUGCAUUCCAGUUGAGUGCCCUGUAGGUCCAGUGGCAUGAUGGGUAUCAAAUGAACUCGGAGUGAUAGCAUUCACAGCUGUUUCUCUUUGAUCACGUAGUGUGAUGGAGGCACAGUUUAGGUGUGGGAAUCUGCUGUGGUACACCGCACAUGUACUUCCUACGCACAAACCACUCCCUUUGAACUGUCUUAACUUAGAAUGAGCUGUUGUUGCAGGCUUGAGAUGACCUAACUAACCCUUACACCAAUUGUAGCCUGAAGUAACCUGAUCAGUCACUUAAGUGCUAAUGUUGCUUUGGUAAACAAUGGUAACAGCGGUAAGCACUAUCAUGUAUGAGAAUGCAACUAAGCUGCAGUAAGCAGAUUUGCUUGAAAUCUCUGUAAAGCUGAACCAAUUUGUAGUGACGUUUUGCAACCUUGAAUCACGUUCGAAUGGCGACCGUAUUAACACUAAUAGCGUAACAGUACUGUACUCUACUUCCACUUUUAGUCAGGGUUGCAUCUGGGUGGGUGUGCCCCUGUGAGCCACCGAUAACCUCAUCAUGACAAAGAGUUGCGUUUUCAUGCAAGGAUGACCCUCUUCACAGAAAGCCCAUCACGGCAUUGCACCUCCGAUUAGCAUGGUUGGCUACGUAUGGUGGGAAAGAAGUUCAACAUCCAUACAUGUGCAAGCAGUUUUGGGCAGAAAUGGCUGGAAUGGUGAUUAGCUAUUUGUUUGAAUCUGCUCAUUGCACACUGCUGUGAUCUUUUCAUGUAAUCGGUGUCAGACUGUCGUGUGUGUGUCUUCUGAAAUUCACUGUUAGCGCUGUACCAUGUUCUACAUUUAAAAAGCAGGUCCAGGCUGAUCGACACCACGGCUCAAUGAGACACAAACCAGAAAUGAUUGGAAGGUGAUUCCGCUGUCCCGUUGUCAAAUUUUGGAUCGGCUCCGUUUCAACCAUGAAUCAAAUUGAUAUUGAAUAAUUUCCGUACUUCCUUUAGCUCAUCAAAAUGUUGCCAAUCUUGUGCUUCGCUUUUGUCGUGUACGGCACACUAGCCAGUGUUUUGCAAAGUGACACUUUGAUAAUACUUUCAAUGGAGGACUGAUCACACAUCAUGAUAACCCCCCAUACAAACGGCACAAUAAAACCACGUGGCUUGUGUGUUCUACCUCGUAGAUUGAAUUUCCAAUACAAUAAUUGAUAACCCAGCUGUGUUUUUUUAUAUCUUAAACUAUAAAUCUCGGCACAAUUAAAAAGAAAUUUACUGUGAAAAAAUUUUUGCAAAUCUAUUUGUGAGUAACUUUGGUGGCCCCUUCGGAUGCAGUGUCUUGCUAUAACUGCUCUGGCCAUCCUCAGACCCCAGGACUCGCCCGAUGACACUACCCUAACUCUGGCUACCAUCGCCUGUGGGGGGAUCAUCAGUCUGCUGGGGAGGCACACCACCGAUAGCCGAGGGUGGGCUGCACUGCACUGUGAUGUAUCCCCCCCACUCUAGAAAUGCUGCUCCAUCUUAAAAAUUCUGAAAAUAUUUUGUGAUUGUCAUCUUCAGGGUGACGUGGGUAAAUGUUAUAAAUAAACUUUGUUUUUGUGUUAUUGAUGAAGGUCGCACAUUUUGCAGAUGGCUGAAAUGGUGAGAUAAGCCUUGGCUCAAGGAGGGACCACCCUACCCUACUCCCCUCCUAACCACCUCCCCUCGCCGAUGAACUGUUCUGCAGAAAUAUGAACUCCCUACGUCAACCCAAAGAAACUAAUUUUUUUAAUUCUGUAAUUGCGAAAUCUCGCCCAUCUGACCACCAUACAUAGUGUGUUAUGGGCUGCUGGGCUACGCUGCUGGGCAGGCAACAAAAUGGUCGAUGAGCCUGUACUUGUAUGCUGCUACUUCUUUGCCCCCCGUCUCUCGCCAACCCCCUUUGACCAGCGUGGUAAAGUAUGGUAAAAGAACCUCCAACAAUUUGCAUGGCAUGGGGAGGGCCUUCAGCUGUGGAUUAACAAAAGGCUGUAUGUGUCAACAAGAUACGAUCUCAUUCGCACUAAUGCUCUGAAAAUGGUUCUAUUCCAAUGUAACUGGCAAACAAUGUUCGUACACAAACUAUGUUGCACUCUUGGGUUAAAGCACAAAUAGAAUUCCGUUCUGUCUUCACAUAUAUAAACUAGUUUUAGUCCAUCAGCCUCUUGGCGUUGCAGACAAUAUCAAGUAUUAUUUGUUGAAGAAAACCGGACCGGUUUUGACCUGAUGUACUCAACUGUUAUAUAUCCCGUAUGUGGAGAUAGAAAGGAGUUCUGUUUAUAUUUUCAGCUGCUAAUAUGUCAACCCGGUAGCUUUGUAAAAGAGCAAACUAUGGCUGGAGCCACUGUCAGUGAGUGCAGGUAUUGUUUGAAGCAACUUCUUGGGUUGACGGCCGGUAGUUGCUGUAUUUGAAGUGCCAGGCAGAGAAGACUUACGCAACUAACACUCGGAUUCUUUAAACUGUGCGUGGUUGCUGUAUUGACAAGUAGUAUUUCUAAUGUUUGUUUAUUCCAAGAAUAAUGAGUUUGCACUUGUAUAAACCAUGAUAUGUUUUUGUUGCGAUUUGUAUUUUUUUGUUGUCCAAUGUAGCUGAUUUAUAUGUAACCGUUAACAGAGAGACACUGCAUAAAUUGAUUUUAUGACUCAA